AUGAGUUUUAAUGAAACGUCUUUUCAAUCAAAUCAAACAAUGGUUGUGACUGUCAGUCCAGUCCCAUCAAAGGAAACUUGCGAUAAAGUUCAGGAAAUGAUACAAAGUGACAAGGUCGUGAUAUUUUCUAAAACCUAUUGUCCUUACAGCAACUUGGCAAAAAGAACGUUCGACAGUUUGCAACAAAAAUACACGGCGAUUGAACUAAAUGGACGCGACGAUUGCGAGAAAAUUCAAGCUGCUUUGGGAAAGCUUACGGGUGCCACAACAGUGCCAAGAGUUUUUAUUGAUGGAAAUUUUGUCGGUGGAGGAACAGAUGUUAGAACGUUAUAUGAUAAGGGUGAAUUAAAAGAGAUGCUAAGUACUGAUAAAACUACAGAUAAAAUUGAAAAAAGUCUUCAAGAUAUUGAAAACAAAAAUGAACAGGCUGAUAAAAGUUCUGAAGUUGCUGAACAAAAAGAGGAUUCGAUUAAUAAGACCCCUAAACAUUCCAAAAAAAGUCCUACACACACUAAAAAACGUCCAGAACAUUCCGAAAGGAGUGAGAAAUGAAUUAAAAUUCUGUUUAAUUAAUCAUAUAUAAUAAUAAAAUGAAAUUAAAUUAAAUUAUUGACGUUUAUCAACUGCGUUUAA
Molecule: messenger RNA, 633 nt
Organism: Aethina tumida (small hive beetle)
Lineage: Eukaryota; Metazoa; Arthropoda; Insecta; Coleoptera; Nitidulidae
Exons: 2
Coding region: 1-552 (183 amino acids)
Biological process (GO): cellular response to oxidative stress
Cellular component (GO): cytoplasm
Molecular function (GO): glutathione disulfide oxidoreductase activity
Source: RefSeq, a predicted model, not a curated record